AUGGACUACACGCGAGUUGCGCCGCGAUUUCGGCGGCUGGCUUGUGCGUUCCAAGUAGCCUUGGUAUUAGCUCUCAUUCUCUACGCAGCUUUCCAAGUCGGCAGCAUUGUGACCUAUUCAGAGAAUCCACCAGUCAAUACCGAGAUGCUGCCGUGGAAUGGUGCGGGACGCUGGGCGAUGUGUAGCUGGGGGACAGAACACUUCGGACUCACGUUGAGCCAUGUCGGCAUGUCCAUUGCCAACCAUACCGGAAUUUCCAUGCCUGACGGUAGCCACCGGGACAAUUUUUCUUUGAUGACCAGCUGGACUUUGUCUGCAACACGUUUAGAGCUUCAUGGAGAGAUGCGAAAUUGUUCGAUCGUGGACUUGGACAACUGGGAAUGGGGGGCUCUGCCACAGCUGUGGACGCUAUUUGCCAACAUCGGAGGUUACGUGACCCUGCUGAGCCUGCUCUUCACCACGGUCUUCGUGAAAGCGAAUCCAAACAGCGAGAUUUCCCGGGUUUAUGAUGCGCGUACUUUCAUUGGUGAGCGUAUCGGAUUUGCACUUCCAAAUGGUCAGCCUGAUCAGCUCAGAGAUGCGGAGUGA
Molecule: messenger RNA, 588 nt
Organism: Symbiodinium sp. CCMP2456
Lineage: Eukaryota; Dinophyceae; Suessiales; Symbiodiniaceae
Source: the annotation of a GenBank genome assembly